CAAAAGUCAUGCUUCUACUUUGGAAUUGGGUGGCGGACCUUCGUCACGUCGUGCGACCACGCUGAAAACUUACGGAGAUAACGAGUCUAAUAGAGGUUCUUCAGACUGCUACAAGGAGACGACGAGCAGCCAGGAUUUUCGCAGCAUCAACGCGUUUGCGAUUCUUGCUCUGGACAUCGACGCUGAGACAGAGAAGGACUCCACGAUCACGACAUCCGCCGAAAAGCUAGUAGUUGACCGUACGAGUAGCAGCGGCCGCAGCGUGGUUGCCCGUUCGCAGGGCUGUUCCUCCUCCGAGAGGGAUAGUCGAAAUGCGACGCAGAAGUCUGCAGAAGCGAAUCCUUACCGGAGGGCGAAAAAACGCCACGCAAGAGGCUACUUGAUGAAGAGGCCACAGAAGAGGACGGCGAGGCAGCAGGCUAGCCAUGAAGAAAAACCGACCAUGCAAACAAAAAAGAAUGACGAGGCGGGCACCAAGGAGCAAGAGCAGGAGAACGACCUUACCACGAGAAGCAGGCAGGAGGCCUGUCCUCCAUGCUGGGCGUUUUGCGUGGCGUCCUUUUCGGGUCUUGUUCCGUACAGCUACGGCAGCCCCCUCUCGUCCACCUCGGUCCAUUUUGCGCGGAUGCUGGACCGAAACAGCAGCAGCGCUGUGGCCUUACCAAGUACCAGCGCCCAACGAAAAACGUUGUCGAGCAAAAUGAAGAAACCAGUCCACCAAGGCACGGCCAAGUCGAGCUGCAAUAAGAUGAGGAAAUCGGCCCCAAAUCUUCAGUGCAGCGCCAAUCGCUCUCCCCCAACAGCGGGGCACGCAAGUAGCUGCUCCUUGCACGAUGUGGAGCCGGUCACCAACAUGGGCAACUACAGGGUGACCAAAUUGUCAGGCGUUUUGUCGCAAUCGGAUGCGUUACUGUUGCACGGUCGUCCGACAGUCUUUGUUAAAGUCUUGCGGGGCAUUAUUGCUACUCUUGCUGACUUUUCGCGCCAACAUCUUCUGCCCGUCUGGACUAGUAUGUUGGCACUUCCGAACACGGCUGCUGCUGUCGUUGGCGCGCUCGCAUUUCGUGGACCUGCAAAGAGUGCUUGCGCUGGUUCUUUCGUCCUUCGUGGCUCUACGGUGGUCGACGGCAGCUCCAGAUGGACGAAUCAGCCACAGGCCAGACUCACAGCCUGGCGCAAACAGUGCGAAAGCAGUGUGCUGGCGAUGGGUUCCGCUGGUCUGUCACGUUUUGCAUUGUUGCUGCUGCUGGGCCUUCUCGUAUCUUGCGGAAUGGCGGCCGGCCAAGACGCGUGGGGGGAGGAUGAGAAGCCAUGGGGAAAGGAUGAGAAGCAAUUUGAGGACCUUACGAAAAGUUCCGCCACAUUGCCGGCCACCUGCAAUGGGGUAAUAGGCCACGGCGAAUGGCACUCUGCAUGGCUACGCGUUAUUUUUCCGGGCGCCCCCGAUGUUCAUUCGCAGCACUGGGUUCUUAGGUUGGUCCCAGCGGACUUCAAAAAAACCAAGGCAGACGAGACAGCGUUGUGGGCUCUUUGGCAGGCCCUCGGUGACAAGGAGGACACUUCACCGUCGAACGAAGCAGGCGAGUACUUUGCUAAAGAUUGCUCACUCUGAUGCUAGCCACGUCUGUCUUCUAGCGUAUCUAUUGAUAGAGCCACAGCAAAGGAGGCAGCAGAGCUUCUGUCUAAUGCUGCGCGGCUCUUCAAGUUAAGAUGACUACCACGGCGCGAAGAUUAGGCGUGCUUUUCAUGGGAGGGAGAGGAGGAGGCCAGGGGCGGCGAGAGGAGAACAAGCGAAGGGAAGGGGAGACGAGAAACACAGGACGAGGCAAGAGGAGGGGCGCGGGGAGUGCCGAAAGGGGCGGCGGGGGGGACGGCGUUAGGGGGAGGGAAGAGCGGACAGCAAAGAGGCGCCGCCCGAAGUAGGGGCGCAGGGGGAAAGCAGCGAGGCGGGGCGAACAAAAUGCAUGACAGACAUAGAUGAGGGGGACCCGCGUGGCGGCGGCGGGGGUGAGGGCUCCGAGAGGGGUGAGGGGUGGAAACACCCACCGCGCCGCCCGUACAGCAGCAACCCUCCCAAAGGGGUUCCGUAGUGGAAUAGACCCUCAAAAAAAGAGAAACCGCGGAGGGGGUAGAGGUUCGCCCCGGGUCGAACCUUGGCCGCGGGGAGCCCGCUGUGGCCGGGUCGUGCAGUGGAUUAGACACCCGAGAGCGAGGCAAUCGCGGAGGGGGCAGAAAUGUCCUCCGCGCUGAACCCCGCGCCGGGCCCCUUGCGGGGCCGUCAGCUAGCGGGGCUUAGCGUAGCCCUCUGUGGAACCCGCAGGAGCAGGCCGGAGGAGCGCAAAAAAAAAUCCCCGCAGGCGGCGCCGGCGGAAGCUCGGAGGAGGGAGCCCGCCAGGAGGUCCGCCAGAGCUUACCCGAGUUUGUGUCUGUGUGGCUUUGGCAGGCGUUCUAGGAUCACCGCCCGGAUUCGCUGCCGCGGCCCGCAGGUCAGGAGCGGGGGCAGAACCUCCGGCGGAACCUUGCAGGAGCUUGAAAUCGCAGGAACGGGCUGCGGGACCUACCUUGCCUUGUAGAAGCCUCGCAGGGGCCUCCCACUCAGGGGGCUGCCUUUUUUUAACGUCGCCCGCCUUUGCCCGCUAGAGUGAGAGAAGCAAGCGCAGGCAGCGGCAUCAGUUUUUUUUUACAUUAGUGGAAAAGGGUGCCGGUGCGGAGGGUGCAGGCGGGGCUCAUGCCUUUCGCCUUGACCGCGCUUCUCUGUCGGUGUUCUUUUGUCUAAGCUUUGUGUUGAAGUUGGGCACCUGUAUGGGAUUGGGUGAGAGAGUUCAAAACGGCGGCGCCUUUAUUCCUCCCCACCCCCCUGAAAACUCUUCUUGCUGUGCUCGUUCUGAUUGUUUAUUUUCCCAGUGCAGGGCCAGUCGGUUCUGGGUCUUUGAUUAGUCACCGCCUAGCCCUUCACUCUUUGUAUUAGUCGAAAGUUCACUGACAGCCCAUUAGCAGGCUAGAGUGGUUGGGAGAAAUCGCUAGGGGGUUGCUGAAUGGAUUCGACCCCUCAUAAUUUUAGGGGGCUUCUCGCUCCUCGAGCGACCCUCGGCGGAUCCGCCUCCGACCCCUCGAUGGACCCACUCCUGACCCCACGAAGAUAGGAGGCGUCUCGCUUGUGGUAGCCGUGAAGUUAAUUCUUGGGAGAAUUAAUUUUAAUGUUUGGGAGAAUAAAACGUUGGGGCGGGGGGCGGGUCCAGGGGGAGAUCGGGAUUUGGGGCCAGAAAUAGGUCCAAAGGGAGGUCCGGUGGAGGGGCUUUCGGCGACUUCGGUUCUUGGGGCCAGGGGUGGGCCUAGAGCGAGGGCGGGCCCGUCGCUCGAGGGUGCGCGCCGGGCCGAUGCGGGUUGCGCGUUUUGGGUCAAAUUAGGUCGGGGGGGUGGGCCGAGAGGGCGGGCGGGCAUUCUUCCUUUCAGGUGCGUCGGCUGAAGUCCGUCGGGCUUGUUCAGGUGGGGGGCCCGCGAUGGUUGCAGGCUGCUCGCUUCGGUUUGAGGUGUGUCGGUGUGGGUUUCGGUCGCGGUGGGUCUCUGGGCGAGGUGGUGGAGGAGGGUGAGGCGCGCGUCGCUGUGUCGAUGCGGGUCAGGUCGGGGCCGCCGCAAAUGUGUAGCGGCGGGCCGGGGGCGGCGUGGAUUGGCCCCGUUGUAGGUCGAGGCUGACGCGCGUAGGCUUCCUUCUGGUUCUGCUACCGCGCGAGGCAGUUGGCGGUGGGUUGGUCGCCGCCGAUGGUGGUGCGACGAGGCUGGACGGGGAAAUUCAUUUAAGACGAGACAGCCCUUGGGGGGUAGGCUGGUCUUGGUGCUGUCAAGGCGGCCGGGUGGGCUUGUUAGCCUUGUUAGUAUCGGUAUGUGUGAAGGGAGCCGGUCACGCUCGUUUUUCUUGCGUAUUAUUGUGCUAACCGCUUCCCGAAUAGUCCCAGAAAUUUAUCGCAGGAGCAUCGCAUCCACGAGGGUGGAAGGAGUCUAAAAACCUACAAAAGACGCCGGCGUCUAAAUGUCGCCACACGAAACAAACUGCAAAAACCCCGGGGCUGCGUCGGGGUGUUUCGGCUCCUCUUUUAUGGUGUGCUGUGCAUUCGGCGCCCAUGGGUCUGGAUUUUGUGUCCUUGUCAGUCGUGCUUCCCUUGUCUGACGGCCUGCCGAGGAGUCUGUGUCUGUGUCGUUGGCGUUUUGAUUGGCUUCGGCGCAUCAGGGUCUGGCUGCUAGCUUUUUUGUUCUGUCUGUGUGUCUUCUUCCCGUGGAUCGCGACGGCGUAGCGCUGGCCAGGUCUUUGGAAGUGUCGCAGAUUCGUGACUUGGUUCCCCCUCUGCACAUGGGGGCCCGGGUCUGGCUACCUGUUCCUCUUGUUUGGGUGUCUUCUUCCAAUGAGUCGCGACGGCAUAGUGCUGCUGUGGCCAGGUCCGUGGGGGUGUCGCUGGUUGGUAGUUAAGUUGCAGGCCCAAGCGGAUCUGGCUGACCGUUUUUAUUUUCGUCUGACUGUGUGUCUUCUUACUUCUCGGGAAUCGUGGCCGACGGCAUAGCGCUGGGCAGGUCGGUGGGAGUGUCUUUGGCAGUUUGGUCUUGCUGGAUGUCGAGGGAGGGGGGCCUGGCUGCCUAUGCUUUCGAUUUGUCUUCGCGUUUUGUUUCUUCCCACAAAUCGCGACGGCAUGGCGCUGGCCAGGUCGGUCUGUGGCAGUGUCGUUGGCAGCGGGGUCCCUGCGCGCAGGGGUCUGCCUUGGGUGCCAGUUUGUUCCAUCUGAGUACAUUCGUUCCACGGAUCGCGAUGUGGCGCUGGCUAGGUCUGUGCCCUUGGGAAUUUCUUUGCUUGGCAAAGGCAACGAGGUCCAUGCGCAUGGGGAUCGAUCCGGCUGCAAUUUUUCGGCUUUUCUGUUCUCCGUUGGUUGUCGUUGGUUCUCUGUAGUGGUUUGCGUGGACAGAGCGUGGCGCCCUCCUUAGUUGCUCCUGGAGGAUUGCGUGUAGGUUACAGAACGGGGCAGCCUUUUACACUUUGGGCGCAGGCUUGAUGGGGCUUUCAGGUGUCUCCUCGGUGGUCGGGUGGGCGUGGCUGGUCUGAAGUGUGUCGGAAGUGCAUCGCGCGUCGCCGUUGGCAGGGAGGGGUGUCGGCGUAGUUGGCAUGGCAGACGGCAAGCGGCGCGCAUUGCUGGCCGGCGGGCCUUGGUUGGUUCUGCGUGCCCUUUGACAGUUUGCGCGCCUUGCUUUGUUUUAGUCUGACUGUCGGGCGCGCGGUAGUGUGGGCGCGUCAUGGCAGUGCCACACCAUUCACUUCAGGCCGCAGGGAGUUAGUCCUCCUCCCUUUGCUUGGCGGGUUUCGUUCUUUUUACUGGCUCCAAAGGUUGGGGCGCCAUGACUCUAAUACUGGAAAAAAUUCAAGCAAGGACUGAAAAAGCCCGGACAAGAUUGGGCCCUUCUUGUCAUGUCGUGAACCCGCUGAACGCUCGCCGCCUUCCUACUGCUCUUUUUGAGGAAAACAGCCCGCCAAUUACGAGCAAAGAACCUCGGGCACCCUCCAAAUCCCUCCAGAAUCCCCCAGCACAUAUUAGCAGGCUAAUGCGGUGGACUUUGGAGGGGCGCGGGGAAUCACAUGAAACGAAACCAAAAGACAGAAAAACCAAGAGGGAGCAAAUUGCAAAAGCCGCAAAGCGGAGCACUUACUUUCAGGACUGGGAGGCGACAAUAGUGACCGUUUUCGUGCAGUUCUUGGCUGACUUAGCGCCAUGCCAAUCAACCACCUGCGGAAGCACCAGAGGCACAGAGAGCACGCUGCACCAUCGAAACGCAACAAAAAGAGGAGGCGCGAGCCCUUUGGAACUGAAGCGGCAAGCGGUCCGGCCCUCCCUGAAAAUCGCAACGAAACUGAGUGGGCGUCUCUAUUGUUUGCCGCGUUCUGGAUCGCAGCCCGCAAGUAGGCCAUUGAUUGUCGGGAAAAAUCUGACGGCAUCUCCUCAGCGUUUUCGUCAAGAGUGGCCUUGCGAUCUGGAACACGCCAAACAGCAGAGGGGCCCACCUAAUUCCGGCGAAACCUCUGAAAAGUUCCCCACUGAAAUACUCCAAAAGAGCGCGAACAAAGCCAGCAGGCCCGCGACAAUCUUCGCACACACGGCGGCGCGCGUGAGUGGUCUGACCGUUUAAGAGGAGGCGGCGGCGUGUCUCUCUUCCUUGUAACUAAUCGCGCCCGGCGUGGGAGCCUCGGGGCGCCUGGAGGUCAAAGCCCCAACACUUGACAACAUGAAACGACUCAAGGACGAAGAACCUCAGGCGGGGCGCGUCAAGCUUCUCCGAUUAUGGUGAAAAGCCUGACCACUGACAAGAGGAGAAAACCCAGGCAAGGACUGCAAAAGCCCGGACAGCUUUCAGCCUCUCCGAGCAUGCUGUGAAUCCGCAGAACACUCGCCGCCCACUGCUCUCCUGUAAGGAAAACCUUCCCCCAAUUACGAGCAAAGAACCUCGGGCACCCUCCAAAUCCGCGCGCCUCUCCAGAAUCUCCCAGCACACUUUUGCAGGCGGGUGCGGUGGACUCUGGAGGGGCGCGGGGAACCACAUGAAACGAAACCAAAAGACAGAAAAACGACGGGGGAGGAAGUUAUAAAAUUCGCGAAGCGGAGCACUUCCAGGACCAGGAGGCGACGGCAGUAGAUAGCUGACGCAGCGCCAUUCCAAUCAACCACCUGCGGAAGCACCAGACCAGAGGCACAGCAAGCACACGACACGGUCGAAACUUAACAAAAAGAGGAGGCGUGAGCCCUUUGGAACUGAAGCGGCAACCGGUUUGGCUUGUCUUGAAAACCGCCGCAAAAUGGAGGGAGUCCCUCGACCGUUUGCCGUGUUCCAGGUCGCCACUUUUGGAAAAACUCAAACGAAAUGCCUUCAGCUUUUUCGUCAAGAAUGGCCCGGCGAUCUGGAACGCGGCAAACAGUAGAGGGGUUCACUCAAUUCGGCGGAACCUCUGAAGAGUUCCCCACGGCACUGAGGUACUAGCUUCAAAAGAGUGCGAACAAAGCCAGCAAACCCCCCGACAAUCUGCGCACACACGGCGGCGCGCGUGAGUGGUCUGACCCUUUAAAGGUGGCGGCGUGUCUCUCUUCUUUGUAACCCAAUGAAUCCCACCAGGCGUGAGAGCCUCGGGGCGCCUGGAGGUCAAAGGCCCAACGCCUAACGACAUGAAAAGACCCAAGAACGAAGAACCCCGGGCGGAGCGCCUCGGACUUCUCUGAUUAUGGUGAAAAGUCUGACCACUGACAAGAGGAGAAAACGCAGGCAAGGACUACAAAAAUCCGGGCAGUAUUCUCACAUGCUCCCAGUGCGUGGAGCGGCCUCCUGAUGCCACUAAACUGCCAAACUCGACCACCAACUUAGAGCGGCCCAAGUUUUGGGCUUUAGUUCCUUGAGUUUGGCACUUUAGCCGCGGCGAACACCGCGACCAAAUGUUAUGCUUGAAGUUCCUUAUUCGCUAUAUUGUAGAAUAGCCUCCGUCACAGCUGAAAAUAGUGCGAGCAUUGCUACGGUGGGUCUGGGAGGCUUUCGGCCCAAGGUGAGCCCACAGCCUUGCGCCUGACGUCCAUUCCUCAUGGGCGGACGUUGGUUGCUGCUCGCGCUUGGUGUCAGUAGUACUGCAACUUCGCUGGCCCGGUUCGCCUGAGUCUUGGAAUGGGGAGGUCCGCAGACAAUCGCGCCACCUCCAUGCGUUGCGCGGGGCGAAGCGCUACCUCGGGCUGUGACUUGCAGGCGAUCUGAUGGGCGUCGCCUCGUGGGCCAUGCCAUGGAGGGUGCCUGGCGAUCUGGCCACUGCCGAAGCCGUGCGCGGCUACCAUCUGCUGGAACGGCAGCGGGGCUGUGGGUCGCCACAAGAGAGUGCAAGCCCACCGCGGUCUCGGUCUUCUCUUGAAAAUUGAAAAUGCAGCAUUUUGCUCAAAAAGCAGCUCUUUUCUUGUAUUUUGCAAAAAGUUAGCUCUAGUCGCUGCCUGGCGGUGACAUUUUGGCCCUGUUGGGAGGCAGGUGCUGUAGUUCGAUGCAGCUCGCAAAAUAAGGCCACUCCAAUAAAUCACGCAAAAACGGAAAAUGCAACACUUUGCGCCAAAAAAACGCAAAGUGUUGCGUUUUCAUUGAGAGAGCACGAAAAUACAACAAAAACCCCAGACUUCGCAUCUCGGUGUCGCAGAUGGUCGAAAGCUAGAAUCUGCAAAAAAAAAUAGUCUGUAAAUUGCCUGAGAUAGUCUGUAAAGCAGUCAGUUUUCAACUUGAUUACAGACUAUUUUAGAGACUAUGCCAAUUUUUUGGCCGACUAUUUCCAGACUAUUUUACGCAAUAUUUUACUUUUUUUGCAGACUUUACGUUUUGCUCAUCUGUGACGCGGGGGCGUGAUAUCUGGGGUUUUUUCUGUCUUUCUGUGCUGUGUUUGUCAAAAUGCAACAUUUUGCGCUUUUUUGACACGAAGCGUUGCGUUUUCCAUUUUUGCUUGUUUUGUCGGAGGUGUCUUUUUUUGAGAGCUGGAUCGAACUACAGCACUUGUAGCCCAAGAGGCCCAGAAUGCUUCUGCCAACCAGUGGCUAAAGUUGGUUUUUUGCAAAAUACAGACAAAGGAGAGGGCCACUUCUGGAACAAAGUGCUGCUUUUUCAAUUUUUGCUGGAAGCCCGCGGAUUAGUUCCACGCCAGUCUCCAGGAACAGCGGCACGAGGUGCGUGGCCUUAUUUUCUUCAAAGGGCCGCUUUUGACCUUGGGGUCGCCAUCCCGGACUGCCGGUCGUCGCGGGUGCCUGACCGUGGCAGCCACGGUUUUGCGUGUAUCGUGGAUGUUUUCUUUGUUCCUAUCUCCCUGCCCUCUGCGGGAGGGAGUGUUUGGGCCCGCGUGAGCCUGACCAAGUGCCAGCGCCACUGCGUCCUGCCUUCGUAACUUCUUGCUAAGUAAAGUCUCUCCGACAUUGCGGCCGCUGUGACGCGUGUCACGCGAGUCGGAAUGCCUGGGGUCGCUCAAGAAAUCAGGACUGUGGAUAGGCUAUUUUUAUUUGACAGGUAUAAGGGGACUUCUACCUAGCACUACAAAUGGCCAAGCUCAGUCCACUAGUCAAAGGUGUAAGUGAGAUUCAAAAUAGAAGAGAAAUAAAGCGUAGAAUAAAGGAGUGAGUGUCUUCCUUGGGCUAGUGGAACUAGUGUGAUACUAAUCCUUUUCCCGCCCUUUCUUCCUUCCCUACAAGCCUGUAUCCUCCUCGUCGAGGAAUCCUGCCGAGCAGCGUGCGCAGUCCCACCCAUUUUCGCUUCAGUUCAGAUCAACUGUUAGUAAUUAGGGGCUAAUCACGAGCGAGAUCUGGUCUCCGCUCUUCUGUGUGUCCAUCUUUCUACGUACUCUGUGAACAGCGCCACCUCGGGUGGCGCACUCUAAUCGGUGUUGUAUUCCUCUGGUAUAAUUGAAAAUAUUGGAGGUAUAUGCCAUUAUAUACGGCUCUCACUUUUCGGCACUAUUCAUCACUACCCGGCACAAAUAUCCUGGCGAACGCCACUAAACUACGAAACUCAGCAAACUGGUCGCUAUCUCGCACUUGGUUUGCUGGGUUUUGUAGUUUAGUGGCGUCCGCCGGGAUAUUCGUGACGGAUGGCCAGUGACGAAUAGGGGCGAAUAGUGGACGGGGCUCCACCGUUUAGCCAAGCGACCAAACGGCGAAGCCCAGUAAGCUAGAGGAGUCUACGUACUGAGUUUGGCCAUUUAGAAGGGAAACUGAAUGCCCAAACUCGGGGAACUAUGUCACAAAAACCGCAGCGCGCCAAAUCCUCAAGAAAAUCAAGCAGCCACCCAAACAACAAAACCAGAAGCACCAUGGAACCGCCAGACUCGGGCUACUAAAUGCCGAAAGAAGCGCCGGCUGGUCUUAGGACUUAGGUUUUCGGGUUUUUUUCCCAAGUAGUUGGGGGCACGUAGAUACUCAGUCUUUCCGAGCAUAUUGCGAAUCCGCAGAACACUCGCUGCUGACUGCUCUCCUUUAAGGAAAACCUUUCCCCAAUCACGAGCAAAGAACCUUGGGCACCCUCCAAAUCCCCGCGCCCCUCCAGAAUCCCCCAGCGAGCAGACAUCUGCAGGCUGAUGCGGUGGACUUUGGAGGAGCGCGGGGAACCACAUGAAACGAAACUAACAGACAGAAAAACCAAGGGAAAGCAGGUUACAGAAGUCGCUAAGCGGAGCACUUCCAGGACUAGGAGGCGACAAAAGUGGUUGCCUUCGUGCGGUUCUUCUUAGUUGACUUAGCGCCAUUAUAAUAUAGCGCGGCGAUAGUGGCUUUCUGUCUUGUUAGAAACAAAGAAGGCCGCAACGAAGCCGCGACCGCCUCGGGCCCCCCUUUGCAUGGGCCUCACUCCUUUGCUGCUGUGGCAGUGGGCUGAAGUUUUGUAAUUGGAGCAGAAGAAACCUGCAAGAGACUACUAAAGAUUUUUGACAGACUGAGCCUUUUCCGGCUGAAAAGUGAUCAGUUUCCCAAAUUUUUUGAAUGCAGAAAACGCCGAGGCCGAGGGCUUCUGGAGGGCGCCACAGUAUGCGGGCGCCACCAAAAAAAAAAGUGACCAGCUUGCCCAAAUUGAAAAGUUUAGCGCGCUUUCUAUAACCUGCCAGGGAGAUUGGCCGCUAGCCAUGGCCAGCGAGCUUACUUAGCCAGCCAUAGCUCGCUGGCCCUUCUUUGCAAAUGAGCCCAGCUAGGUGUAGAGGCCAACGAGCUUGGCCAGCCAUGGCCACCGCGUGCGCGCUGAGCUAGCCACCGCCAGCGGGCUUGGCCAGUCAUAGCCAACGAACUUGCCGGGCCAUAGUCAACGGGCCCGCCUCAGCUAGCAACGAGCAUACUUGCUACCCAUAGAGAGGGCGCUUAGCAUAGCUAGCCGCACGUAGCUACCCAGCGGGCUUCGCUAGCCACAGCGAGCCUCGGUGGGCUAUGCUGGCGAGCUGGUCCGGCACUAGCUACCCAGAGCAGGUUGGCUUAGGGGCUGCUAUGGAUCCAGAGCAUCUACCUUAGCCUCCUCGGCCAGCCCUAGCAGCCCGGCUGCCUUGCUUUUUCGUCUUUUCCUUUUUAGAUUUUUUGUUAUGUUGGCGCCUGGAUCUUGUUCGGCGCUCUCUGCGCCGCAAAUUGUAGGACCGCCAGCGCCCUCGGCGUUGGCGCGAUUCCUGGUCUAUGAACAUUGGCCGCGCAUAUUUAUAAACUAAUGGAAUACCAGGGCAGGCACGCGGGCAGGAAAUAGAACAAGAGAUCUCGCGUAAGCUUCUCGAAGGUCACGCAAUAGAUCUACUCCGUCAGCCUAACUCUGACUCUUGCUCAGGCUUAUAAUUGCUGGCGCUACUCGUUUUUCAAUCUAGGUAGCCGCGGGAGAUAUGACUGGUUUGAUGUGGGUCGCUGCCUGCGUUUGCAAGUGCCAGCCCGAAAACCUUUCACUUCAGCUGCUAGUCUUACCUAGUGUGGUCGCCUUUGUAGUUUAUGUGACUGAGCAGUUGGGUGGAAUAGGAUUCAUAUUUGAACAGCUGGCAUGCGUAAGGUGGCAAGCAAAGCUUCGCGUAAAAAUGAGACUUGCAUCGGCCUCAGUCUUCCUCCUGCCUUUGCCACUUCUGUCACGAAAAAAAACAGCUACGGCUCGGACGUGAUCAUAACCUAUGGAGAAGUGGCGGAGUGGAGUAAGCACUUUGUCAAGCCGAUGACGUGUACUGCUCCUAGAGGAAAAUUCGAGCUUCGUUACUAUCCCAAUCCGACGCCUCUGGGGGAUCUAAAGUGCCCUCCUCCUCCUGUGAAGGAAUCCGAAUGCAGCUCGACGAACAACGGAAGCAAAGUGACGACGGAGACGGAGUGGAAGAUGAUGGCAAAUUCCCGCUACCAACGACUACGCAAAAUAAUAGAAGCCCCAGCGGAGGCACUGGCGCGUGCGCCGCCCAUGGCACUUUGGAACGCUUGGGCUUUCUCCAGAUUGGCCGAGAUGGCAGCUCUUGGCAAGACCGUCGGCGAGGCAGACGGCGCUGGGUCUCCAAUAGUGUGGGUGCGUGGCUACAUUGAGGGUGGCGGCGAAGCGGCCUUUGGGCCACCUAAGUGGCGUAUUGUCGUCGUGCAGAAGCGUUUCGAGACGAACCUUGGAAAGUGGGUAAAGGGGGCCAGGAGUCAAGCUGGAAAAGGAGGCCAGGCGGUCGUCAACGCGAUGAAAAGCGCCGCGGAAUCGGUGCGGAACUAUCACGAGAUGGGCAAGGCGCAUAGAAUGAUCCACCCAAAGAACAUGCUUGCUCACGUAGUAGACACUGGCAAGGUAGAGGUUGUACUCGGCAACUUGAUGGGUAUUGUAGAACGCGUGCAAGCUAUUUUGCAGACUGAUCCCGUGCAAGAACCAGUACAACCUAAUUUGCAGACGAGUUCGAGCAAUUCGUGUGAAGAAGAAGAGCUAAUUCGCGGGGGCUGGCAAGAUGUGACUAGAGGAGGGAGAGCUGUCGCCGAUCUUGGGUCGCCGUGUUCCGUCAAAAAUUACUACAGCGCAUACCCAGUGGCCGUCGACUUUUACUCCGCGAUGGGUGGGGACACGGAGUCGAGGCCGCUAGAGUAUAUUGAUCCGGCAGCUGUGACGCGGUUUAAUGCCCGUGGAGACAGAUGGCAAAGCGGUGACGUGACUUAUCAGCAGUCUGACGUAUGGUCUGUCGGCGUCAUGGUUCUUAAAAUGCUGAAGCAAUUCUUUACAGAUACAGCAGGAGACAACGACACGGAGGCAGCAGACACUUAUGAGCUUUUGGUCUAGAUUUAAUGGAAAAGGGCCAGCUGAAUGAUUGAACUCAUGCCCGCAUUUCUAUUGCCGGACUUUUUGGUGAGUUCCGCUUCUUUGUAAAUCGUUGCCCUGCAGCGAAUGUAUGUCGGCUUUCACCUUUUUGCAUCCUGAUCCUGAUUCUGAAGGAGUGCAUCCUGAUCCUCGAGGAGUAGCCGGCCAAUGUACAUCUUUUCCCCCGUCUUACUCCUUUCAGCCGGCGUUUCAACUUGUUACUUAGUAAGUAGAAUUAUGACUCUUCGCCAUCUUUCUCGUUGUUGUUCAUCAUUGGUAUUAUAUAUGUUCCAGGGCUCAGGGCUGAAGGCCCCCCCCGAUCUAACUUUUUGAGGGGGGGGCCUCCCAGCCCCGGACCCUCUUUUCGAGGGGUUACCGGGCGGGAAGGCCUCAAAGCGCCCACUUCUGACCCCCUCCCGCUUGUUGCGUGUACCCUCCAGACCUGGCAAAGGUGGCAAAGGCUGGGCCCUCUUGUCGUGUUGCCUGUACCCUACAGACCUGGAAAGGAUGGCAAGGCUGGAGCCCUCUGGCGUGUUGCAGGUACCUGACAGAGCUGGCAGAGGAGGCAAGGCGGGGCCCACCCCCUUGGCGUGCUGCAUGGACCCGACAGACCUGGCAAAGGUGGCAAGGCUGGUGCCCUCUGGCGUGUUGCAUGUGCCCAGCCCUACAGAUCUGGCAAAGGUGGCAAGGCUGGACCCCUCUGGCGUGUUGCAUGUGCCCAGCCCUACAGACCUGGCAAAGGUGGCAAGGGUGGACCCCUCUGGCGGGUUGCAUAUGCCCAACCCUACAGACCGGGCAAAGGUGGCCGGGCUAGACCCCUGUGGCGUGGUCCACCCCCGAUCCAUCCACAGGGGGGGGGCCUCCCUCCCUGGUACAUAUAUAACUCUUCACUGAGAUCGACACUCCAAGAAGUGGUGGCACUGGAACAAGUCAGACUCAAUGUAGCGCCAGCAGUCAUACUCAAUGUAGCGCCAGCAGUUGCCCCAAGCCUGUCGCGUGGGUUCCAAACAGCGACGUCGCAUGACCGUUAUCUUAUUGUUAUUCUUUGAAGCCUUUGAGUUCGAUGAAAGUUCUAACGCAUCAUAAAAGCCGUCGAUGAAGUACUGAGGGUCGAGCUGCGCGCGGAGGACGAUAGUGCAAUGGCAUUGCAGAAGUGGGCGACGAAGAGUAGCUGCUCGAGAAGUUGGGGAGACUCUGUGCGCGGUUUCUUGUCCAGGAACCGACACCACGCACUUCUUGAUAACAAGCUGAGCGCAGCGCUGGACCCCACCAGUCAAGGAGCUGGAGGCUUUCUCCCAAAGCCGAAAGCAGAAAACGCGUCCAGCGAGAAAG
Messenger RNA from Amoebophrya sp. A25, 14115 nucleotides. The record is from the annotation of a GenBank genome assembly. NCBI's taxonomy places the organism in Eukaryota, Dinophyceae, Syndiniales, Amoebophryaceae.